AGUUGAUUCCUAUCCUACUCGUCGCUCUUUCUUCAACAGCGUGCGCCUGCGGUUUUGUUCCUGCGGCUUUGUGAUCGAGACUCCCAGAAGUGCUGCUUGAUACGGGGUCGCCUACCCGGUGUCGUCAUGGACCUCGACUCGGCGGCAAUACGUGAUGCCAUCCACCCCACCGCUGCCACCAUCCCUCCGGAUUCCUUCGCGGAGAGUUCACCGUUGUCCGGAACCCGGGCUGUGGUAGAACCCGAGAGCUCCCCGUGGGACAAGUCCCAACUCAACCCAAAGAACCGGAUCGACAGCCUCGACCCUCCCCUCGAUCCGCUUUGGAGAAUUGACGGCUGUACCGGUCUGGGCACGCAGUUCUAUGCCACGCCCCUGUUCCUUAACGAUGUCCCCCCGAUGCGUUUCGACGUUUUCAUCCCAGAGGAAGUUCAAGUUGCCUCCCCCAGGCUCCGCGAGCUGUUGGAUCUGACUGUCGCCUUCCACACCAAGGACGCCGUAAGGCUGGAGCGACUCGGAAUCGCAAGGUACAUUGUACGCACACUGCAGGCAUGGAUCACCAAAAAGGGUCGCGACAUGUAUUCGGAUAUGUGCAAAACACUCCCUUUCGGCUCCCGCAUCAUCUUCGAGAACCUCGAGGCCAACAUCCACGCGAUCAAGCUUUCCAUCGUGCCGACUUAUUACGUGGAGAGGCAGCUUCUCCCGCUGGCAAGCUUGAACCACGCUCUUGGCCUUACUCAACCGCUACCCGAGGCCAUCGAUAUCUCAACUCUGAGCGUUGUGCAGCAGCUCGCCGACAGCGCGUGCCUUGUGCGCAUGAGGGGUGGCAGAGCAGAUGAUGAGGGCGGCAAGCUGUGGGUUCUUAAAGCUAUGACGAGCGAUACCAAGUAUCUCUUCGUGGAGCUACGUAAUCUUCUACAGAUGGAGCCGCACCCCAAUAUCAUUUCAAGACCCGAGUAUCUCGUCACCAAACAGUGUCGAUUUGGCGGCAAAACGGCAGUUAUUGGCUUCCUCAUCUCUUACCACAAACCGGGAAGCCUCCGCGACGAACUGCCGCUACUCCAGGUCCACGGCCGCCUCACGCUAGAACGCCAGCUGAAAUGGGCGGCACAGCUCACAUCCGCCGUCUGCCACGUCUGGGAGCAGGGCGGCAUGUUCUAUCCGGACCUGCGGCUCGACAACAUCCUACUCUCCGCUACGGGCGACAUUAUCAUGGUCGAUUUCGAGCAGCGCGGCGUGUGGUGCGAGUUUGCCUCGCCCGAGGUCAACGCCAUCGAGUAUGUGCGCAUCUUAGCUAGUGACGAAUCCGACGACGACGCCGGUCGCGGGCCGAGUCAUAUCGCUUCCGAGCGGAUCCUUGACGGGUUUGCCCCAAUGUUAGAGCAGCUUCUACCUGGGUGGCAUGCCCUGCAGGCUUGCGAGAGUUAUUCUUCUUCUAGGCCGCAGGCGUAUGCGAACUACAACAUCCCCUGGCUCAGUCUCGACAAGGCAGAGCAGGAAGCUUCCAUGGUGUACAUGCUCGGGCGAGUGCUGUGGUGCAUUUUCGAAGGCCAAAGCGCGCCGCAGACGGCGGCAGUCUGGCAGUCAUACCGGUACGAACCGGACAUCGAGUUCCCCGCCUACCAGUUGACGCCGCCCGGGCUGAGAAACCUCAUUGAUUGCUGUACGAGAGGCAGGCGUGAAGCGCUGUCGAGUCUGAUUGUUAGACGGAAGAGCAAGCUGGUACUGCGCGACCAGGAGAGCAGCAGCCCCGAGGAAGUGCGCGAGUUUGCUCAGAUGUGGUGGCAAGCUGAGGUCUCUGCCAUGUUGGAGUACAUCAAGAUGCGCGGAGAGCAAAAGAAGCGCGGAAGCUGGGAUGGCAACCAUUUCGGGCGGCCCAAGCUGAGGGAGGUUCUUACAGAGUUGGAGCGUUUUCGUCUACAGAUGGACGCUGCCGCCAUUGUGAGUCGAUGACUGAUUUAGCAUGUUGAGGGCGGACUCAAAGAUGAAUGGAUGCCAGAAUCAGACCAUCCAGCGCAGCCAAGACAUAGCCCGUCUAACCGCCGACGAGGAGGUAGCGUCAAUUCCAGAAUAAGAUUUGCUAGCCUUAGAAAUAUGUGCCUGCGACUGUCCAA
Chaetomium strumarium is the source of this 2111-nucleotide messenger RNA. RefSeq lists its product as uncharacterized. The transcript has a single exon. NCBI's taxonomy places the organism in Eukaryota, Fungi, Ascomycota, Sordariomycetes, Sordariales, Chaetomiaceae. Gene Ontology annotation, biological process: protein phosphorylation. Bases 127 to 1950 code for a protein of 607 amino acids. Gene Ontology annotation, molecular function: protein kinase activity; ATP binding. The record is from RefSeq and is a predicted model, not a curated record.